Molecule: messenger RNA, 1905 nt
Organism: Melanaphis sacchari
Lineage: Eukaryota; Metazoa; Arthropoda; Insecta; Hemiptera; Aphididae
Exons: 1
Coding region: 1-1881 (626 amino acids)
Source: RefSeq, a predicted model, not a curated record
AUGGAUAACUGUGGUAUAAGAAAAUCUAUUACGUCAAACAACGAUAAUAUUCUAAUUAACAGUAUCAAAACUGGUGACACACAUAAUUUAAAUUCACUUGGUUCAGAUGUAGAUAAUAAAGUUAAAUCUAAUAAUUCACAACUUUUGUCUGUAGAUGGUUGGGAGAAUUAUCAAAAAGAACUUAUACAGGUAUGUUUUGAAUUUUGGGAAGUAAACGAAACACAAGUUAAAGUAAACAAUAGUCUACAGUCUGAUUCAACAAAUGAGCUACAAACGCCGUCAUCAUUAUUUGCCAAUAAUUGUCACAGAAAUAUCAUUGAAUUUAAAUCAAAACCCACUACCGAUAAUAUUAUUAUUUCAGACAAAGUUCAAAACAAAGUAUGCAUCGAGAUUAAUGAUAAAUUUUUAAAAAGUAAAUAUGAAAACAACCCAGAUAUUCAAGGCUCUUCUAAAGCUAUAAAUAAUAAUAUAGAUGGAGAAAAAAAUAAAAAUAGUAUAAAAAUUGUCGACAACAGGGUAAAUAAAAGAACUAAAAAAAAAUUGAAAACAUUCUCUUUUUAUAAAAAUACGAGCAAUCAAGUCAAAUCAUCUAAAAAAGUACAACCAUUAACUUUUGAUACAUCGUGCAGUUUAGAAGACUUAUGGAAAUAUAAAAAAUGGUUGGAUUCAGUUGAUAAAGUUAAAAAAUAUACUUCAGAUAUAAAUAUUAAUGAUGAAAAUAUUAAAGAAAAUAAUUAUUCUGAUAAAGCAUACUGUGAUAAAACAAAUAAUUGCAAUACAUAUUCAUUAGAUUUUGAAGCAAAAGAAAUGGAACAAAAAUUUCGAAAACUAAUCAAAUCAUUAAAUGAAAAAGAUAAAUUGUUCUCAAGAGUAGGAAUAAAUGAGCAAUCGACUAAAUUUGGAUCAUCAAAUAAAUUUAAAUAUUUUUUAAAAAAUGCUUUUCGAGGAACUCACAACGAAUUAGAUACACACAUUUUAGAUGACUACACAAAAUUUAUCAAUCACAAAUUGCAUACAUGGCAAAGUUUAUUGAAUUGUUUAGAAGAUAUUAGACAAAGAAAGUCUUCUAAAAUAAAAAUGUAUAACCCUUUGGAAGAUACAAUUAAGUAUAGAUUUUCUGAAAUAAAUUUUCACGAUUUGAAAACGAUGGAUGACUACGAUUAUAAUAAUUCCAAAUUUUUCGAGAUUAACGAUAAUUUUAGUGAAAUGGAAAAGCAGAAAAAAAACAAAUUUUUCAAAUUGCUCAAUAAAAAAAAAAGUACUAUGGACAUGGGUACUUUGGUUAAACAAACUACAGAACAAAAUAGUACCGAUAAUAUCCGAGUAAAUAAUUACCAAUGCAUAUCGAAUCAAAUCAUUGAUAAUAAAAUACUUAAAAUGGACACGGCAAUUUUAGACGUGGAGAAAAAUCGGAAAUCUUCGGGUGAGAUUAAGAAAAGUUUAUCAGAUACCGAUCUACUAGUCUUAACAUCAGAUUACGACAAGAAAUUAAAUAAAAUUGGAAACAAAAUUACCAGAAUCAGUGGAGAAAAAUUAAACAGCAUUGAAAUGUCGAUGACAAACGAAGAAUACAAUCGUCAUUGGGAUAGUAUGACUAAAGAAUCGUGGGAGGAACGGCAGGAGACAUUCCAGACGGCUGUGGCUCGUUUAGAGUAUGUAGGAUGCACAUUUAAGGAACAAUGUCGUUUGAAUGGAUUGAAAACCUUAUGCAAGGUAGAUGUUUUGGCGAGCUUUGGGUAUUCAGCCGAAGCUGUCGAUCUUUUUGUAUCUACUCUGCCAUUAAGUAAAAACCCUGAUUUAAUGAUUCGAAAAGCCGAAGCAGCAUAUGAUUGGAAGUUUUUCUGUCAUCUUUCUAUGUGGCGUCACUCCUAUAAGGAUUGAAAAAUAAAUUAAAAAUUACUUGAU